CCACAGAGGAGAGAUGGGCAUCACACAAUCAAGAUAACACACUAUCCUAGACGAGGUCGAGCCAAGGAGCAGUAAAACAAUCGCGUGUGUAUUUUGACUCGGAAUACCUUGGGGAGGGGGUCUCUAGAGUUGAACCACACUGGGUAGGCAUAUUAGGCCCACCUACCACGUCCAGUCCACGCUUCAGUCUGAUCCGCGUCCCGGGUGGGCUGCGUCGUGUCCUGCACCAUGCGCGGACUACUGCUCGCAUGUUGCCUGUGCCUCCUACCCUCAGUGGUGAGGGGCAUCCAGGUGAACGUGCCCCAGGCUGAGCGCAGCACCAUGCUGUUCUCCUCCGUCAUCCUACGCUGUGACUACUCCACCUCCGCCAACGCCCAGAACGUCCUGGUGACCUGGCGCUUCAAGUCCUUCUGCAAGGACCCUGUCCUGGAGUACUACUCCACAGCCUACCAAUCGGCCCUCUCACUGGGGCAGGACCCGUCCAACGACUGCCCCGACCGCAUGAGGACCGUGCGCGUGGUGAUGCAAAAGACGGGCUCCAACGAGGCCAUCCUGGGAGCCGAGUACCGCGAGAGGAAGAUCUCCAUCCAGAACAUGGCUGACCUGGUGAUCAACGAGGUCAUGUGGUGGGACAACGGCGUGUAUUUCUGCGCUGUCGAUGCGCCGGGAGACACGUCAGGAGACAACGACAAAGAAGUCAAACUCAUUGUUUACCACUGGCUGACGGUACUCCUCAUCGUCCUGGGAGCCCUGCUCCUCAUCAUCCUCUUGGGGGUCUGCUGCUGCCAGUGCUGUCCUCAGCGCUGCUGCUGCUACAUCCGCUGCCCCUGCUGCCCGGAGCAGUGCUGCUGCCCCGAGAAAGCGGUGAUGCAACAUCGUAUGAUCAAGGACGCCCAGAAGGCCAUGGCUCCCUGGAUGGGAGGUCAGCACAUCUAUGCACCAAUGAGCCAACAUUCUUCCCAGAAGAAUCCCCUGCUUUACGCAGGCUCCUCCGCUGGGCACAUCCCCAUGAACCCCAUGCCCCUCCCUCCCCCUCAAUCCAUGGGCUACAGCAUGCCCCCACCCAGUAACUAUGGCAACCAGACCCCAGCUAACGGCCAGAUGUUGGACUACAUGGAGAACCAGAUGAGGGGGAUGGACAUGAGCAGCCCGAUGCUGCAGCCGCAGCCCAUGCACCCCAUGCACCCCAUGCAGCACAACCAGAUGAUGGGUCCCCCCGCCCUCUCCGUCCCCUUCUCCCCGGGGCCCCCCAGCAUGCUCUCGGCCCUCAACGACGACGGGCCGGCCGAGCGCCGCGUCAUCACGCUCCCGCCAAUCAGGGAGCAGCCUGCAGCCCGGAUGCCUCCCAGGGCGCCCUUGACCCGCCCCCCCAGCUCCAGCGCCAGCAGCCGCAACGGCGGCGGCGCCUAUCGCCGUGACGACGGAGGAGGAGGAGGAGGAGGAAGAGGGGGCCGCCGCCCGUCGCCGACGCGGUCCCGGGCCAUGUCGCGGAGCUUCAGCCAGGACUCCCUGGACGGGGGGAGCCGUGGGGCCCCCAGCCGCAGCGGGGACCUGGGCCGCCUGCGCUCCCGCUCCCGGGACGACCUGUACGAGACCCGGUCCCGCGGGAACUACUCGCCGCCGGCCUCCCACCGCUCCCGGCGGGACUCCUGGAGCUCCGACGACGAGGACAGCAGCCGGAGGGGGGGAGCGGCGAGGAGAGGAGGAGGAGGAGGGGGAGGAGGAGGAAUGUGGGUAGAUAAUCCGCCCAGCUACACGGAGUAUGAGCCCGGGUCGAAACCCGGCAAGCGGAGGAACGAGCGCCUCUCUGAUAAGAGUUUUCGGAGUGGGACAAGUGUGGUCAUCUGAGCGGACUGAGGAUGCCCUCGUAAGGUCAAACAGAACUUUUUUGUAGAGUUGUAUUCUGUCCAAAUCGAGUAAUGACAUUGCUCAAUUUUUUUUUUUUAACCUUCUUAAAUGGCGUGCAUGUAUAUGUGUAUGCAUAUACACGUGUAUAAAUAUAAUACAUGUGUAUGUGUAUAUAUAUGUAUUAUAUUUUGUAUAUUUGUGUGCAUGUGUGUUUUUAUGUAUAUGGCAUGGGAUACAUUUUCUGGUAUCCUCAAAAAUAAAUGCUUUUCAGUUUUUACCUAGUUUCUUGAUUUGUUUGUAGUGCCUCCUGGUGGUUCAGUCCAGUUUUGAAAAUGUAGUUUUUUUUUUAUAAUAUAAUUUUUUAAAAACUUAAACUUUCAUAUUAGCAUAUGUUGUUGUAAUGCAAGAUAAUUGUUUUAACCAUGUCCAUGUAGGAUACAGCCAUUGUAACUAUGUUGAAUUAAUUUUGUACAAUAUGUUUAUUUAUUUUUAACUCGGUUGCAAUAGUUAUAUUAAACUGUUUAUUGUGUGUGUACAUUACAGUAUAGGGAUAUAUACCCAAAAUUUGUGCUAACAGCAAAAUGGUAUUGUUAAUUAUUUGGGGUUGUUACAAAUAAAAGCAAUAUUACGUCUUGGGAUAUAC
Gadus chalcogrammus (walleye pollock) is the source of this 2491-nucleotide messenger RNA. RefSeq names its product immunoglobulin-like domain-containing receptor 1. Lineage: Eukaryota; Metazoa; Chordata; Actinopteri; Gadiformes; Gadidae. Gene Ontology annotation, molecular function: high-density lipoprotein particle receptor activity. Gene Ontology annotation, cellular component: plasma membrane. The transcript is spliced from 9 exons. Bases 229 to 1848 code for a protein of 539 amino acids. The record is from RefSeq and is a predicted model, not a curated record.